CUUUCUAGCGCGAGAGCUUGAAAAUUGCAAGUUCUCGUGAAAUUUCUAAAUUAACUACGAAUUAUGCGUAGGAUACCAUUGUAUAUUGUGGAGGACCCUUCUCCCGAGGACUCGGAAUAUGACACUAUGACCCUUGUCAUGUGUCCUCGCAACCUGAUAGAGUGUGAACUGUUCCUGAAGAUCAUGCGAAAGGAAACUGAUGCGGCGUUCAAGGACUUUGCCGAGAACGCUGAAAGUUGCCUGGCGAUUUCCAAAAAGUGCCUGAAGCUGAAAGACACCCAUGUGAUGAAACAGACCUUGCUAAAUUUAAACGAAAUCAUUUGCCGGGGACCCAGUGAAUCGACUUCAUUCGUGGAUGCGAUCUUGGCCAGAAGUGUGGUCUACCUGCAGAAUUGCGAGCAUGCGAUCGCCUGCAAUGACCUGCUAUAUUACGAAUCGUUGCCGGUCGCCCUUAAAACAACGGAGGGAACCAUAGUCUCUGAGAUCUACUUGUGCGUUUGCCUGUAUAUAUUGAGAAAAUAUCAAACGGCCAGGGACAAGUUGGCUUAUGUGAAGAAGCUAAUUGAUAAGGCCUCCAUAUCUGAAAACAGUGAAAUGGCCAGCACUUUGUCGGUUCUAAAGCUUUAUGAGGAGAAAAUCAACCAAUCCUCCAGGAAUGUAGAGCUUUGCAAGCACACGGCUCGCAAGGUCUUUGAGCCGAAUCUUGGUUAUAAGUUCGGCAGGAAAAUUCCCUACGCCAGCAAGGCCUGUAAAUAUGUCCCAAAGUCUGCUGAUAAUUCCGCCGCUGUUUUGGCCUCAAGUGAUAUUCCCAAAGGGGCAAUAGUUCUAGUGGAGGAUCCCCUCUUCUUUCAGUUCAGUGCACCGUUCCUGAACUGCAGUCUGUGCGAAACGCAUCAGGAAUUACUUUAUACCUGCGAUCACUGUCGUUACAAGACCUACUGCUCCAAGGAGUGCUCUGACUCCGAUGCGGAAAAGCAUAAGCUUGAAUGUCAGGGCUAUCGAAUUGGGUUAAUACCCAUGCUAGAGGCCACAAUUUUAUUUCGAUUAUUUCUUAAAUCAGCCGAAUACGUAUUUCCGGCUAUAAUGGACUUUACCAUGGAUGGCGGCGUUAUAAACAAUCCGCGCGACGCUUGGCACUUUAUUCUGGAGCAUGCCGAGGAGGAGGACGAAGAGUAUCACAUUGUGGGGGAAUUUCUCGCCACACGGCCGGACUUCAAGCGACUCAGCAAGGAGCAGUAUCGCGACGUGGUGUCCACGGCAUUUCGCCUGGCGGUCUUCAUAUAUACUGAGACAGAUCUUGUGGACAAGUACUUUUAUUUGCUGCGCCUGCAGAAGAUCGACAUGAUCAACGUGAUGGCCGCAGUACUUUUGCGCUUGGGCGCCCAUGUUCUAUUAAGCUCUCAGCACCACGAGAUGUGGUAUCCGAAACGCGGUGAAUUCUUAAAUGGAGCGCGUGUAGAGUUCGCCGCAACGUUCCCGCUACCGGUGCCAUCUGAACGUAUAAUGGCUAACGCUUUUAGUUAUUACAAAAUCAAUCCCCUUACCGAUUUCGUGGAAUGCUACAAUAACGUAAAAAAGACGCCAGAGAAUUCCGGAAACGGAAGAGACGCGCAUGCCACGCAAGGUGAAAGUCCAUUAGUCCAUUUCGAAAAUAAGCUAUACUCAAUGUGCCUGAAAAAUCGGGAUGUCGAUUGUGUUGAGGACAUCUUAGAUGCGGAUAUACUGCCCAUGCAGCUAAUUGACAAAAUUCUCGAAGACUUUAGCACACCCAAGCGCUGUCAGUUGCUAAAGAAUCUUGCAAAAUAUUUUCACCUGUUCGUCCAUCAGUACUUUAGCAAGUACACUGUAAAUAAUCGAAUCUACCAAAUGAAAUCCUCGCUUUGUGCCACCUUAAAGACCUUUAAGCAUUGUUGUAAAACUGAAAAUGUAAAAGUGAUAUUGCUACCUAGUGGCCACGUUUUGGGAGUGACAAGUGACCAAGUCAAUGCGGGCGUUGAGUUGGUGGUGUCCAGUAACUUGAUUAACCAACUUGACCAGAACCUGACAUCAGAGAGGGCACAGUUCCAGGAUUUUAAGUUUCCCUCAUCUCUUAAUGACGAAAUGAAUAUCUUUGGAAAAACAACUGAAAAGGCUUCCGAGCUGUUGCGGUACCACAAGUUACUUGUACAUCAAAUAAACAACAAGGUGUCGUUUCUAAAGGGUUCUCCAAGAGAUUUAAAGGUUCAGCAUGAUUUAAUGACUUUGUAUGGCACAUACAACAGUUUUCUCACCUUGCAUUUCCCCGAAACCCAUGAAAUGUGUUUGCUUGGAGUGCUCAAGUUUUCCAUGUUUCUUGCCACAAAUGGUUUCCUACAACAUGCCAGUGAUAUUAUCCUGCACGUGAUUGAGUUGAUAGAACUCAAUGAUAUAUAUCUGAUGGAUAUCGGCCUUUACCGACAGGUCUUCUGUGCCAUUCAGCAGGUUAUCGAACAAUAUAUUGACAUAAUCAGGAUCGAUAGUCAGGAGCUGGGCUCUGAGUACCCCGAACUUAUGCUGCUGAGCUGUGCGUGCCUUUUAAAGAGACUGCUGCGGCAUCUCGGAAAGCUGCUUGACGAUGAAGAGGCUUCCCGCUUAUACAUGGAAUUCAGUACCUAUCACAUCAAAUGGAAGACAAUACUUAACUCGUACAUACUAAUGCCACCGGGCCUAAGGAAAUAUUUGUUGGAAUCUAAAUAGCUACACCUUAUGAUGUGUACCGAAGAGGCCUGACUGCACAAGUCCUUGUUGAUAACCGAAGAACAAUUAAGUUUAUUUAUGAUACAUUCCAGCCACUACACACACAUGCCAUCGACAAUUUUUGUUUCGUUUUUAUUUAUUUACGCAAAUGUUAAAUAUUUUAUAAAGUUCGUUUAAAUGAGCAGUUACCAAUGGAACUAUUAUACAAUA
Molecule: messenger RNA, 2925 nt
Organism: Drosophila kikkawai
Lineage: Eukaryota; Metazoa; Arthropoda; Insecta; Diptera; Drosophilidae
Biological process (GO): compound eye photoreceptor development
Cellular component (GO): nucleus; cytoplasm
Molecular function (GO): histone deacetylase binding
Source: RefSeq, a predicted model, not a curated record